UCGGUUUCUCUGGGCUCGAUCAGCGCUGUCUCUGUGUUGUUUUCGUGGGGAAACCGGAACGAGCGGAACCCGGUGAUGUCGGUUCUCCUCGGUUAAUUUGCGGGAGUCGGUCGUAGAUGCGGGGCCGGUGACGCGCGGACAUGUACCGGAACGCUUCAGAUGUGACAGAUGUGUUUUCCCUCCUCCGGUUCGACGGGUAGGACCUCGAGCUUGAACCGAUCCAAGCGCUCGGGUCGGGGACGAGUCGCACAACCGAAGACAGCGGCGGCGGCGGAGUCGGACCCUGAGCGGUGAGCGGCCAGUCAGCCAGCCCCUGUGCAGCUCGCAGAUGCCAUGGACGCCUGUGCCCGUAUUAGAGGAGUCCCACUAAGGUCCAGGGCCUCGGUUCGGAAAGAGACUGUGCGUGACAGCGGGGCACAGUGUGUGAAGAGCCUCUUUAGGAAUAAAAAGGAGCUAUGCAGCAUUGGCCUCGAGCUGACAACCAGAGACGCCACAAGACUGACAGAGAUUCAUUUUGUGUGUCUGCCUGGACAAUGUGAAGGGGACGAUGUCACCCAGCAGGCUCUAGCCUCUCUGCCAGGAGGGCUGUGUGAGCUCCUCAGGUCGCUGCAUGUUGACGGCCUCAAAAAUGACGAGGUUCUGUUGCUCAAAGACUCCCGCAGGCUGUCGGAGCACAAAGACGCUUGGCCUCAGUGUUGGUUAAAAGCCGUGUGUGUGAUGAGGCAUAAUCCCAACACUAGCCUGUACCCUCAGGCCAGUGUGGCAUCUUUACUGAGCUUGUUGGGGUGCUACAUGGCAGGUGUCCGCUACACCUUAGAGCUUCAGGCCAUUCAGAGGGGCACAGCUGAGGCCAGUCAGCCAGAGGAGGACGACACCAACCAGUCUGUCUCAUCCAUCGAAGACGACUUUGUCACGGCCUUGGAGCAUCUGGAGGAGGACGACACAGGAGACAAUCCCUCUUCAUAUCGUCAUUUUAAAAAGCGCGAUGUGGCAUCGCAGACAGUCCCAGCCCAUAAGAGAAGAAAAGAAUUAUCAGGCUCCCGUGUUAUCAUUAGCUCAUCUUCGAAGAAGUAUUCCGCCCAAAGCAAGUCGGGUCCAGAUGUGUCCAUCACAGUGCAGAGGUCAUCGUGUGUGGAACCGCAGUGGACUUACUGCAGUCCUGGAGCUCGUCUUCCUUCUCCUCUUAUUCAUGUCAGUGAAUCAGAGGAGUCCGACUGCUCCAGCCCCAGUCCAAUCAUUUUCCUGGACGAGGUGGGCUACCAGAAGAGCCUGUUGGCCAAGCUGGACAUCCCCCAGGUGCCGGGGGGGCCCAGGGAGCGAGUUGAAGACUCAGACUCUGAAGUCAGUGAGUUCUUUGACAGUUUUGAUCAGUUUGAUGACGUGGAUGAGCUGAGCUCAGAGAGCUCCACUCUUGCACUGCCUUUGGACACCAUCAGUGCCCCAACGUCACAGAAAAAGUGUGCAGAGUCCAGCACCAGUGCGUCGACAUCCAAAUAUGUUUCUAGGGGCUGCUCAACCAAGGGUAUGAAUCCUCACCGCUUUGACCAGCCAACACUCCCAGCCAAUGUGAAAAAACCUACUCCUCUGAAACCAGGCUCUCCCUACUCACUUCACACUGAGGUGCCUGACUCCCCUCGACCGGUGCAGACCCCCUCCGAGGAAAACGGUGGCCCACUCUUCAGUCCUGUCAGCUCCUCGGCCUUUAGCCCUCUGGUGGACUCAAGUGGACCACUGGAAUACUUUUGGAAGACAGAUGAACAGGACAACUCAGAGCUACGUAAACCCCAGGACCUCUGCUCUCUGUAUAAGACCUACUCAGACUUUGCCAACAGCCUCUCCAAAGAAAUUCUAGGGUCUGUGUGUGGCUACCAGUCUGCUGUUGACAUCAGUGACAACAAGAAUCUCAGCUGCGUCUGCCACAAGGAGUUUGAGAAUCCUUCAGGUUACCCGAUGAAGCUGUCAGAAAUACAGGAGACUGUAACAGUGGACAAGUUGCAGAAGAAGUCUCAGUCUCUGUCCGAUGGCAUUCAGAGAUUUGCCACAGACCUGGUGGAAAUGAGUCUGGGCAGUGCCUUGAGAGACAUUCAAAAAGGUGUGUCCUCCUGUACCACCACCUUGUGUCACUUAGCUGCAAGGCUCACCUCAUCAGUGUUUCAGAUGGCCUUCCAUGAGAUUGGGAUGCGCCACGCCUAUGUGUUGAAGGAACGAGCCAUCAGUGGAUUAGCUGGUUUCCUGGUCGGAGAGGCUGUGUCCGGGGCGCUGAAAGAUUUCCUGACAGUGAAAAAACAGAUUUUUCACAGCACAGUUUCACGUUUCGCUGCAGACCUGGCUGAAGAGCUUGUGUUUGAAGGUAUCAUGGAAGUGUGUCAGUUCUCCCACCCCUCAACCCCUCUCACCUCUAGUGAUUGGUCCUUUGGCCAUAGGCAAGAAGAAGAGGAAGAGGAGGAGGAGGAGGUGGUUACCUCCUAUGCUUCAGAUUUGUCUGAGUCCGUUAUCCAGGAGGCCUUCAUUGAGCUUUCUCAGGCAGAUGUUGCCUUUACCAGCCAAGCAGCUAUUAGUGUGUCUAUGGACAACAUCUGUUAUGUCAGUGCAGAGAACAGCGGCACUGACACAUGUAGUACCUUUGCUAACCAGCAGGUUUUAAGUUCCAGCUCAGCUGCAGCGGUUCCAGGGCCCUCAGGAGAAGAUACUACCUGCACGGUGAAGAAAGCCCUGUUCACUGUCUCGGGAAUGGCCAGUUGUAUUCCUGUGCCCCAGGCCGGCCAAGCCCUCUCCCACCUUCACGAGUCUGAGGAGACCUGUCAGUAUAAGUCCAGUUCACCAGAUUCCCCUCAGGAAAGCCCUGAAAGAAUAACUGAACACUCCUCUGACACCACCACAUCUACACAGACUCACCUGUACAGUCAUGGAACGCAGACCCCCAUAGCUGGAGGAGGCCCAUCCCAAGGAAAGUCCUCCUUCCAAAACUUCUCUGGCAACAUGGUGGAUAUGAUAGUUACUGAGGCUUGUGAGCUUAUUACUGCUUCUAAGAUGAAGAAGAGUUUCGGUGACUGUGCAGAUUUCUUCACUAAGACAAUCGGAAGCCGGAGGGACACUUCUCCGCCAGAAUCCCCUUUGAAGCAGGGAGCCAGCAAGGAGUGCGUCAGGUAUGAUUGUAGAGAUUCACAGUAUGUUAGGACGGGGGGAGCUGUAGAACAAGCAACAGGCUCUCAAAGCCAUGGGAGAGCCGGCUGUGAGUUAGACCCUAGGACCAGAGUCGUGGUUGAAACCCAUCCCGUAAUGAUGCAUACUCUUGACGUGCCGGGUACUGAGAUGGGUGGACAAAGGAAGAUAUCUGUUCCUGGGGAUGACUCAACUCCGAACACUGGCCAGAAAUCUGGUGGGACUCCCUGCACGCCUCCUUCUACCCCUCAGCAGCCCAGUGAGGUCUCCAAGGAGAAGCAGAUAAAACAGUUCUCCAAGAAGCUGAAAAGCAAAUUGGCCAAAGAAUUUUCCCCUGCUACCCCGCCUCCCACCCCUCACUAUCAGCCCGAGCCUGGCCGAGGACCAAAAGACGUCACCCCUGAAGAAGACAAGGCCGAGUUUAUGCUCAAACUGAUGAGGUCUCUCUCUGAGGAGGCAGAUGGCAACGAGGAUGAAGAGGAGGAAGCAUUGGCAGAAGAGGUUGGUGUUGAUGUCAGUCACAGAUGUUUAGAGGCAGGGAGUGGCCGGCAUGACGUGAACCAGAUGUCGGCUAACAGGAUGUCCAACAAAGAAGCUCUCCACUAUGCCGAGCGGUUGGCUUGUCACAUUGUCUCCAUGGCAACAGAGAUGGACACGCUGGGAGUAGCAGAGGAGGAGGAGGAGGAGGAGGGAGAGAUGAGCAAGGGCAGCGAGAGGAGGAGAGACAGCGUGGCUCAGUUCUCAGAGCAGACGCUUAACACAUUGUGGGUGUAUGCUGGGGAGGUGGCAGGAGAGGUGAUCAGCGAUGUGAAGAAGAUGGUGAGCUCUGGACAGCAGUGUCCAUAUCACAGAGCGAUCAGACGAAGAAGCCUGGACAGACCUAGCUCUGAAUGUUUGCACCACCACCACCAUCAGUCUCAACUCAGUACAGACCAGAACAGAGACUGGAGGGUGGGGAGGCUGGCGGAGCAGUGGUCCAGUGAACUGAUAGCCUCUGUCUUUCGCUCUCCCACCUCCACUUCAAGCACCUGCUCCAGCUCUGGUCUGUCCUCGGAGUAUCCCAGCUGUGAGAGUGUGACAGAUGAAUAUGCUGGCUACCUAAUCAGGGUGCUGAAAAAAGAGGGAGGUAGUAGGGAGUUGGUGUUAGACCAGUAUGCUAGCCGUCUGGCCUACCGAUCCAUAAAACAAGGCUUGGCGCAUGCUAGUCGCAAGGUCAAGCAGAGAACCUCAAGCUUGCGCCUUCACUCCUCCAAGUCGCUACCAGACGAAUGGAAAGCUUCGAGUAGUGAAGCCUCGUCGCCCAAGGACAGAGCGGAGUCGGUGGCUUCUCCGUCAGGCGAGGAUGCUCAAUGUUGUUGCAGCGACUCUGAAGAGCAGAGUCAGAGGGAGUACAUGGACCUGGUCAACUUCGCAGAGUCUUUAGCAUACAACAUCACCUGUGAUGUCACACGCAAGCUGCAUCUUUCCUCUGUACGACUGCCCAAGUCUCUUACGGACUCCUGUCUUUAUAAGAAAUCCAAGUUUGAAGGCAUGGCAGAGAAUCUCAUCAGGAACUCCUUCUCCUGCCCCCUGUUGUCCAAAGAGGGUAAAGGCAAGCAUUACCACAGUACAGGAAGCCUGUAUGAUAGAGGCUACAGCAGCAGGGUGAUACAGGUCAUUGAGCAUUAUGCCAGGAAAAUAGUUGAUGACACUUUGAAGAUGAGCCUGUCUUCAGUUGGACAUUCAUCCCGGGAGCAUCAGAGGACGCAAGGCCACGACAGACACUCUCACACCAAGAGGCUGUCUGAGGGGCCAGCAGGGGGCCAAGCUCUAGGGGAGAGGACGUGCCGGUAUUGUCAGGUCCAGGAGUGUCCGUACUGCACCAAACACAGCCGGCACCACCAGCCUGGGUCACAGAGGAGGAAAAGAGGGUCAGACUGUCAGACAAGAGCCGAGCGGCUGCCCAACCUGGACAUUCCUAAGAUUCACAUCGACCUGGACCACAGGGCAGCGUUUGCAGAGGAUAUGGUAUCCAUGGUGAUGGAGACGGCUAAACGCGAGCUGAGCAACACCAGCCUUAAUGCCGACAGUGGCAUCGGUCACGAUGGCACCAGCUACGCUGAGAGUCUAACUGCAGAGAUCAUGACAUCAGCCAUGACCAACAUCUGCCAGGCUGCCAACACCAGCUCUCCAGGGAGGGAAGCGUCUGAGUCGACUGUGUCCCAGCAGCUGAGUGUAGGAGAUGACAGUCUGGGCAGCUGGUCUAACCUGAGCUUUGAGGAUGAGCAUGCAGACGACAACAGCAGCUUCCUGCACCUCAGUGACAGCAGCAAUGGGAACAGCAGUAGCUGGAGCAGUCUGGGCCUGGAGGGGGAGGCGUGUGAGGAGCGCAUGUCCUUCUCCCCCUCUGACAGUGACACCACAGAGGACAAGGAGACUGAGGUCAAAGAGGAAUCCAGCGGGACUCUCUGCGUGGACAGGACUCAGGUGCAGGCUCCCAGGACCGUACUGGUCUUCGCUAACUCGGACGUCAGGGAGGUCCGGCGCGGUUCUCAGCACGUCGGCCUCGACCCUCAGCUCAGGAGCAUGUUGCAGUGGCUGGCAGCCUCCAUGGCCGACAUUCCCCAGAUCCAGCUGAGUCCUGAUAGAGAGCUGCAGCAGCUCCCUGUGGUCGUCCAGAGGCUUCGGGAGAGGAGGUGGCGGGUGGGAGAGCUGCUGCACAUGCUGCUGCGCUACUGUGAAGAGACGCAUGUCGGCCAGUCCCAGGCCCGAGAGGAGGCCCCGCAGGGGUCCAGAGAACCACACCGCACCCCACCCCUCUUCCAGUGGCUCCUGGAGCAUGCCUAGAUUCCUCCUCGUCUCCUUCUUCUCUCCUCAGCCUCUAGAGGGCGCCAUACAAAUCAGCUAAUCCAUCAUACUCUCAUGAAUGUGGGCAGCGAGUGUUUUGCAUUGCAUGCUGUGUCCAAGAGUACUUCUGUUGUAUUUCAUUUCUCUUACCACCUCCUGUUUUUGCUGUUGCAGUUUUGAUCUGUAUCAGGCUGCAUUUACAGCAUCAGGCGCUGAUUUAGCGUCUUUCCCGCCCUCCCGCAGUUUUGAUUUGAAGCCCUCACACCUUGUUGCCAUCGUGUUUGAGCCACAGAAAGAGACGGAGAGAAGAAAGAAAGACAGAGAGAGACCCACCCCAUGUGUCUCCAGACAGACAGAAAUGUGAGUGAGCUGAGAGCAGGAGAAUGUGUUUUUUGUUAGGGAAUCCCCAUCGUUGCCGGGUCGAUGAUGUCACCACACCCACGGCUCACCUCUUUAGUGGUGUUUCCACAUGUUAAGAGACCAAUUGUGCGCACACGUACACACACUGCGGCACACCACACCCUUGUAUUAUCACAGGGGAAUCCAAGAAACACUGAUACUCAUCCACAUCUGACGAUUAUUCCCCUGUAGUAUUCCAUUAUUGUAUUAAAUCACUCCGAACUGACUGUACUCACAGUUUCUCUGGGAUCCUGAAUGAGUUAGACGCAGGUUUAAUGAACACAUAUGACCAAUAUGCUGCCAGACGUCAGGUCUUCGUGGGUCUGCGGGUUUUGUUGCAAGAAUUGAUCUGAGUCAGGUCCAGCUUCUGCUCGGUGGUUUUAUUCUUGUGUGUCAAUACGCACAGCAUCAAGUGGAGUGAGAACUGAAGUCAGAAACUCUUGUUCUCAUCAGAAAUCUGACACUCGGCUUAUUUUAGACAAAUCAGUCUCUGAAAACAUUAAUCGUUUAGAAUAAUUUGACCCAAAAUUUAAAAAAGGUGCCGUUUAUAUAUCCCUCAGUUGUCUGCAGAAAGGUUCAGGACUCUGUUAUCUUUACAGAUUAGUAUCUGAAGCAUAGAAACAAACUUUUAGUUUCUACGACUUAACAUUAAUUCUUCUGACAAAAUGUUAGUUUUCCGCCGCGGCUGCUUUUUAAUUUAUCGCCAUCACGCUGCUGCUGGUAUUUGUGUUCUCUUCGUUAAAGCUCGUUUAUGCUCAACGUUGGAUAAAUAAACAGAAACAGUCGGAGCGGUCGGUUCGGACCUCGAGUUCAGAUCAGGUCUUUAAUCUUUUUAAUUCAUUUAUGCACCUUGGGUCAGUUUUGGGCCGGUUCGGACGUUUUGGACCCAUGAAGACUUCACCUUCACAAACAGAACAAGAUGCUGUUGAAACUGUAAAACUCAUCUUUUAGUACAUUUGACAAAGCUGUCGUUUUGCGUUGAUGAUCCCAUUGAUGUUCAUAUGAUUUCUUUAAAAGCACUUGAUAAAGUUGCCUCUUGCCUGUAUCGGUAUUUCUGUGUUAUCUAAAACCGUAACACUGGUCGCCUGGCAACCAUCUCCUCGGUUGUCAAACUUAGUAAAAUACUUAGAGUGGAGGAUGUUUACUCGAGCGGUCUGUGUUUAAAGGAAAAAAAAAGUCUAUUUUUUUGAAGGUAGAGUAUCUAAUCAAACAUGAAAUGCUGCUUAAAGCUAAAAAAAAAAAAAGGAGCCUCUAUAUUGGCUCAUCGUUGCCAAAUGUAGCUCAUCAGGUGGCUCUCCUCCCCCUCCAGUCAGUAUCACCGUGUGAGACUCCGGCUCCGUGGCCCUCGUCCAGAUCAGGGGAAGAUCCAGUGACGCAGACGCUGGAUCUUUUAGUAAUUAAAGACGCUGGUCCCAGUCUGCACCUCCACAACCACGAAGUAAAAACACGUACAUAGCUCGAGCCUGGACUCACACACUGUGUCACCCACGCUUCAGUCACCUUGUGGAAUGAAGCUCUCCGAACACCACAACUUCGACACAGCACCACCCCCCCAACCCCCACCCCCACCCCAUGGUUACUCACCAGGCCCCAUGUGUACGUCUACACGCACAGCACUACCAGAAACUUGCUGAGAUGCACUUUUUUUGUUCAGUUUUUCUGCUUGUGAUUCGGCCGAGGACAGAGGCUGUUUUCAGGGCCGCCCUCAGACCUGGUCUUGGUGAAUUUGCUCCCAGUGUAAACAGUCCGCUCUGCAGCCACAGACACAUUUUGGUGUUUGUAGUUAUUGUUUUCUUGAGGGACCUAAAAAAAAAAAAAAAACACGAUGCUACGAGGUCCUGAAGUUUCUACCAUUAUUUUCCUCUUGGAGUUUGAAUCACUGUAAUAUACCACAGCCUCUCAUCUAUUAUUAUUAUUAUUAUUAUUAUUAUAAACUAGGUGUUGUUGGCAGUGUUCACCUGCAUGGCUGAAUCUUCGGUGGCGUUUUGAGCUCAGCGUUAUUCUUCUCUAUGUAUUGGCCUCCACUAACCGAGCUGCAGUGAUUCAUCCGUGCUCACUCUGAGUCCGAACAGUCUGUUACCGCUUCGUCUCUCGGCCGCCGAACAGUCAUUUCAUCCUAAAGGUCUUCGUCCUGUUUGAUUUGUUUACAAGCAGAGAUGAAUUAAUCACAAAAUCCACUAUUUAAAGAAAACAAAAGUUCUACUCUAGUUAUUCCGACUAUUAAAACAAUAGUAGAAGCUGACAGUGAAGUAUUAACCUGAGAAGUGAGAGUGCAGGUAUGUUGGUUUACAUUAAAGGAAUGUAUUCACGAAGAGAGUAUCACAGUGUAUAAAUACAUAUUCCCUGUGUGACUGUUCACGUAGGACUUUCCCUGGUUUUUUCCAGCCACCUCCUCCCUGUUCUUAUUUCUUUCUUUCUUUAUCUACAUUCCUGUUUAUCCCAGACGACCUAUAGCCCGAUAUCGUUGUUCUUGUGAAAGCUGAAUGUGAAACUGCAGAGACUCGACUCCAUUUAGAAGCAGAUUCUGUCAAAUCUGUUUUGCUCCCGUCGCUCCCAGUGUUGAUUCUGCGUCUCUGCGACCAUGCACAGGAAAAUUUAAAAAAAAAAAGAUUAAAAAACAGAGACGUACUUCACCUCCUCUCACUUCUGUACUUUUCCCGCUUACUUGUAAAAUCCUGCCAAAAUAAAAGAUAUUUAAUAAAUUAUGUAAGUUAUAUAACAGUGAGUUCACUACUUGUUCUCCCUCGUGGCAUUGCUGAAUAGUUUACACAUUCUAAGCUUGAAGUCAGAAUCUCUGAAUUUGUUUAUGUUAAAGCUUGGUGUGACAAUAAAGCUUUUUCAUGUGCUCUUA
This is a messenger RNA of Paralichthys olivaceus (Japanese flounder), 9238 nucleotides long. The record is from RefSeq and is a predicted model, not a curated record. Lineage: Eukaryota; Metazoa; Chordata; Actinopteri; Pleuronectiformes; Paralichthyidae.